Molecule: messenger RNA, 4319 nt
Organism: Asterias rubens (European starfish)
Lineage: Eukaryota; Metazoa; Echinodermata; Asteroidea; Forcipulatida; Asteriidae
Product: neuropilin and tolloid-like protein 2
Exons: 14
Coding region: 117-2027 (636 amino acids)
Biological process (GO): establishment or maintenance of epithelial cell apical/basal polarity; heterophilic cell-cell adhesion
Cellular component (GO): plasma membrane; protein-containing complex
Molecular function (GO): protein binding
Source: RefSeq, a predicted model, not a curated record
UGUGUACAUACAUAGACUAAUUAUUAUAAACGUAAACCAGACAGAAGUUGACAACAAAACUCCACUCAUCGGUCACUAAUUGAUUGCUUGUUCGUUAGAAGUGUGAUUGAAAGGGAAUGAUGUGGAUUACUGAGCGGGUCAAGCGAAGCUGCCUUGUCAUUCUGUUGCUGAUAGUGUGCUUUUGUCAGAGAGUUUUAAGUACAGAAUGCAACAUCACAAUUCACAUCAAUUCCACAAACCCAGAGGGUGUUCUCUCAUCACCCUCAUUCCCUGGCUCCUAUGACAAGCUUCCUGAGGGGUACACCUGCUGGCUCAAGUUGGUCCCCGAUGACCCUACUAGACAUCUACAGAUCACAUUUGAGGAUUUUCAUCUGAGUGGUUCACUGAUGACAUCAUGUGACUCUGGGGAAAUGGAUACACUAACGAUAAAUUCACCAUCAAAAACAUGGGUGAACUGUGGUUGUCAACGACCACAUGUUUUAGAUCUAACGGGCCAAGAGAUUCGAUUUGAACUUCUUGUGCAGGCAGCUCGGACCAGCGACGCAUCCUCCAGAUUUUAUGGAGCUAAAUACAAGUAUCUAACACCUACAGAGUAUAUGGAGCUUAGAGAUGUCUAUUUCUAUUCCGAUUCCACCAAACUGGACAUUGGGAACGGCUACAAGCUCUCCGAGUGGCCGGCUAAUGCCCUUCCCACCUUCUUCAACAGUGAAUUCAUUGAUGUGUUAUAUUACAUUGAAGCUGCCCCUGGAAUGAAGAUUAGUGUGGCGGCCGAUUUUGUGACCAACAGAGUUGGUACAAGUGUUGUAGUAAUUCGAGAUGGCAUCACCUCGCAAGCAGCUGCUCUCUAUGAGGGCUCACUAGAUACUAAGGCAUCAGUCAUCUCUAGUCAGGAGUCUAUGUACAUCCGAUGGUAUGGACUCAUACAAGACUCAAGGAUAACACUCAGGAUUGAAGUCACUGCCUUCAGGGACCCUGUUUCGGCAAAUAACUGUGGAAGCUCAGACUAUUUUUACUGCACUAAUAACCGAUGUAUAAAGACAUCACUAACAUGCGACUCUAUUGACAACUGUGGGGAUGGGUCGGAUGAAACUAUGGACAGCCCAGAGGACAUAUGUCAUGGUGACAAUAACUGCGACAGUUCACCGUGUCUGAAUGGUGGAACCUGCUCCCCUGUGACCAAACCGUCGUGUCUUUGCCCAGGUGGAUACUGGGGUGACAUCUGUGAAUUUGGCAAUUCUGAUUGUGAAUCAGCACCCUGUAAAAAUGGAGCAUCGUGCCAGCCGUUUUCAACUGGGCCUGGUGUACACUGUGUAUGUCUCAGUGGUUUCUACGGACAAUACUGCGAAACACACAUGUCUCUUGGCUGCAAGACGCAUGAGGAGUGCUUGAAUGAUGGAACAUGUGUGGAUGGAAGUUGUUUCUGUAACGAGAAUUACUACGGAAAUCACUGUGAAUAUUAUGAUAUCAAUUCGCUGAACGAUGAUAAUGUUCGAGGCAAAGCUAAAGAUAACACCACCUCUAAUACGGACUACACAGACCUCCAGCAUACUAGUAUUAUGAUUGGAGCAUUCGUUGGUGCUGUGUGUCUUCUCUCUAUAUGUUGGCUGAUUGCAAUGGCACGCAAACGCCAAUACGACGAACCCAACCCAAGGAUUCAAAGAAUAGUCAGUGUACAUAGUAGAGAUGAAAGAGGCAUGCGGCCAUCUGUAACUGCAACGGGAGCGAUUGAUCUCCCACCGACGUAUUCCGACUGUGUUAACGAAACAGGAACGCCAAAGGUCGGCAAACGAGGCGAUGUUCAUACAAUAACGGAAGAAAGUUUGGACGACACGGAUGGAGAUGUAUUCACGGCAGACGAUGAAGGACCACCUCUGAGUCCACCACCGGCAUAUGAAUCAGUCGCAUUGAGUGAAGAAGACGAGGAUGGUAUUUCUUUUCAAGUGACGGGCUCCGCUUUACCAGAUGUAGUCAAUCAAGAUAGAGUACCACAGCGGCUGACAUCCAAUCAUCUCGACACGGAGGUCUGACACAAAUCUCGGGAAAGUACUGAGUUUACAGUGCUAACACACAUCGGUGUAUGGGGAAAACCAAAAGGAAUAGUCUUAAUCCCGAUGCAAAUUUAACAUGUGUAUCCAACUUGGUUUACAUACAUCCUAUAUUGAGCUUGAGGAAUGCUUAGAUCCAGGUUGAUCGAACCCAGUAACUUGCAGGUGUUUCAGGGAGUUUUUUUUCUUUUGAGCAGAGAAUGUCACAUUGCAGGAUGAACUGACCAGUUCAGUCAGGAACUGACUAUGUGGAAAGCCUGUAGGAAGGUUUACCCGGAAUCGUAUAGGAAGCCCUAGGCAUUUGUGAUAUAUGAGGAAAUCUUUACCAUUUCCUGAAUUUACGUUUAAAAGAGAAAGGUACUGCAGUGGUUUUUGUGACAGAGCUUUUUUUAAAACAUUUUUUACGGAAUUCAAGUUUGCCACUCAGGGCCCUGUGGAAAACCUCAAUGUUUGUGAACAGGUUACCCUGAUAAAAGAGAGUCAAGGGUUGGUAAUACCGCUAUUCUUCAACAUUCACAGCCAGAGUAAUUAUUUUUGAAUAUAAACACAAGCUUUCAAUCACAGUGCGAUUCAGCUUAAAUACUUUUUUAAAUUUUUCUACGAAAAGUUCAAUAACCUUUACAGGACAAACAAAGACAGAACACCAAUGGUGUAUCAUCUGAUUACAAUAUUUAAAAAUUUAACAAUUUGAAGAUGAUAAACUGCGUAAUUUUUAUAUUUCAACUCUGUAUAUAAUGAUAUAGGGAAUUUUCUGUAAAUGAUGAUUGCUUGUAUAUAUUUCAGCAUUAAACCUUUCAAAUGAAGUUAUUUUGAUAUUUUCAAUCUGUACUAUAUACAUGUACUGUACAUGUAUGCUUGCUACUUUUUCACUUCCAAGUUUGGGCAUUUGUUUUAAAUGUACACUCUUAUUGAUCCAAGUCUAAUCUUCCAUUUUUGACAUUUUACACAUUUUCAAGACACUAGAACAAACUUUUCAGGAGGAAAAACUUUAUAUCCGACCACAGUUAUAACAUCUAAAUAUUAAUUUGUUUGAAGAUCACACACAGAAUCAUUUGUGUAGUUUUAUACAAAUUGUUUCGUUUUCAGCAUUCAGAGAUAGGGGCAAGUUUGGACAUGGACAUUCGCUAACUAUGGUUCAACUGUAACUUCACCUGGAUAUAACCUUUUAAGUGCCUGCUUCACAAGUUAACCAAAGCAUUUCCUUUUUAUUAAUGGACACGCCUAGAAUCUAGAGUUUGAAAAUGUAGAGGAUGCUGGUCAUCUUCUAAUGCAUAAAUUUAUUCCAUAAUCACUCUUAAACUGAAUGGUAAUAAAAACUUUUGGUUAGAAGCCCACAGCAGCAAUUAAUAGUAUAAAUCACUUCACUUUGUAGUAAUGUGGAAAGGUAACAGUCUUGUGCUUCAAAAUUUGAAUUUGAGAAACAUUACUGCAAUAACACUUGUCCGAUUGUGUAUUCCUACUGGGGAUUAUUUUUCUUGAACAUAAAUGUUUGCUACGGAUUUUACGGCAGUAUUUCAAUAACGCAUUGUGCCUUUAACAAGGUAAAGACCCAACAAUGUUAGACAAUUACUCUGUGUCCAAACUUGCUCAAAGCUGUGCUUGCUACUGAUAAUUAGAUGUAGCAUUAUGGUGCUCAGGCAAGUGCCUUGAGUUUUCCCAUAAAACAAGGUUUUUAAUAUUAAGCUUUGCGCAAUCAAAUUAUUACAGAUUUCCACAAAAAAAAACAGGUAUAUUUUUGAAAUUAAAUGAACUGUUUUACAAACUCCUAAAUUGAAGGGAUUAAAUAUUUUCUAGAAAGAUAAAAGAGACUCAUACUUAAAACUAUCUGAAAUGCAAUUCUUGAAGCUUGUUUCCAUUAUAAUCUUUCAAUGUUUCAAUGAAUGUACCGAUUAUUCAUCCCUUUUUUUGUUAAUUCUCGACUUCGGAACGGUUUAAUUUAAAAUUUUGUAUUUUGCAACUUUACUUCUUUGUUAAAUUUUGUUUCUUCUUUAAUACACUACUAGCUUCUAUUUUGCCACACACGACACACGUUUUAGCUCAAACUUGGAAAAGAUCAAUUUCAUUCGAAGGUAUAAUCUGAGCAUGUUUAAAUCAAUUUUAUGGGAAUUUUUCCCAGGUAAUUGUUAUCCGGUUAUAAUUUUGGCUUUUCUUAAUUUUAAUGUCACGGUGUAAAUUUGUAUUGGAUUAAGUGAAAUAUUUCUUUUGUAUAUUAACUCUUUUAUAUUUGUGAACGAACAAUGAACACAAUAAAUUAAAUUUAAACAAGAAGUUCAA